This is a messenger RNA of Lymnaea stagnalis (great pond snail), 784 nucleotides long. Lineage: Eukaryota; Metazoa; Mollusca; Gastropoda; Lymnaeidae. The record is from the annotation of a GenBank genome assembly.
GAAAUUGUGUCAAGGCCAGAGUUUAUUGUGAAUGGGGCAAGUCGACAUGAUUUAGACCAAGGUGGACUGGGUACGUGGUUUAUUAAUGUAUCGAAUGGACAAGAGAAGAUCUAGAAACGAUUGAAGUGAAGCAAGUUUGGAUAAUAAACACUCAAAGAAAUAUUUAAUUGUACGACCAUAUAUUUAGCAGGUAGAGGAGUGGGUCAACAUAGCUGUAGAGGAGUGGGUCAACAUAGCUGUAGAGGAGUGGGGGAAUAUAGAUGGUAGAGGAGUAGGGGAACAUAGCUGGUAGAGGAGUGUGGCAACAUAGCUGUUAGAGGAGUGGGGCAACAUAGCUGUUAGAGGAGUGGGGCAACACGGCUGGUAGAGGAGUGGGGCAAAAUAGCUGGUAGAAGAGUGGGAGAACACAUAUGCUAUUUUUUCUCUAUAUUUUUAAUCUUUUAAUCAAAGCUGAAUUCGGCUAAGAUUAUAAAAUUUAGACUAAUGUUACAGAUAAACCACCCCAGUAAAAUACGGGCUACUUGAAUUAAUGCCAGAGAGAAUGCCAAGCUACUCACCAUAGGUUGUUAAGUUCAGUUAACUGAAUGCUCUUAUAUAAAACUAUAUUUGUAUUAUAUACUGACCCUACUAAUGUUUUUUUAAAUAUAUUUUUUACAAAAUCUGUGACAUUUAACCCCCAGGUAAUUGUUGGUUUGUUGCUGGAGCAACGGCGUUAGCGGCGAGUUACCCCAGGGCGUUUGAGAGAGUUCUCCCCCUUGAUCAAGGGUUUAGUCCCCAGCAAUAC